Messenger RNA from Temnothorax curvispinosus, 972 nucleotides. RefSeq lists its product as uncharacterized. The record is from RefSeq and is a predicted model, not a curated record. Gene Ontology annotation, molecular function: nucleic acid binding; RNA-DNA hybrid ribonuclease activity. Gene Ontology annotation, biological process: DNA replication, removal of RNA primer. Bases 1 to 972 code for a protein of 323 amino acids. The transcript has a single exon. NCBI's taxonomy places the organism in Eukaryota, Metazoa, Arthropoda, Insecta, Hymenoptera, Formicidae.
AUGAAAUAUAAAAAAGAAGACUAUGAGUUGAUAGAUGAAUUUAAGGACAAAUAUAACCAGAAGAACAUCAAAUUCAUAUACACGGAUAGAUCAAGGAUCGAGGGAAACCCAAGUGUUGGAGCAGGAAUAGUGAUAGAAGAAGAAGAAGAAGAUGCAUAUUAUGCAAGUUUACCAAAAAACUCGUCAGUAUAUACAGCAGAAGCAUACGCAAUAAAUGCAGCUCUAAGGAAAAUAGAGGACAAAUUGGAGAGGGAAAAUAAGGAAGAAGAGGAAAUGAUUAUAAUAUUAUCAGAUAACCAAGGAGUAAUAAAAGCAAUUAAAAACAACAGAUUAGACGUGUACAAAAAUAAAUACAUAUUAGAUAUUAGAAGGAGACACCACAAAAUAAAAACAAGAUACAAUAAGAGAAUAAUCUAUGCAUGGAUACCGUCUCACAAAGGAUUCACGGGAAAUGAAAUGGCGGAUAAAUUAGCAAAAACAGGAACAGAAGAAGACAAUAAUAAGAGUAUUGAAGUACCUAUACAAGAUUAUAUGACAAUAUUCAAGGAGGAAGCAAAAAGGAGAACACAAGAAAAAAUAAAAAAUGAAGCAAGUUAUAAGGGAAGAGACUACUUUAGAAGAUACUAUGAUGAAGAAAAGAAGAAACCAUGGUUCCACAAAAUAAGAACGGAAAGAUAUUUCUACACAUGGAUGAACAGAAUACGAGCAAAUCAUUAUAAUUUGAACGAGUCCUUAGCUAGAAAGGAAUACAUAGCGACACCUGACUGUGAAUGUGGAAACUACGUGGAGGAUAUCAAUCACGUGGUAUGGGAGUGCAGAAAAUACGACGACCAGAAAGAAAGGUUGAACGAGGAGCUCGAGAUCAGGAAUCUUAGAGGAACGGAAGACAUUUUUGAGAUAAUCAGGAGAGAAGAUUGGAUGAAAAUUUCAGUGAUAUUCAGAUUCAUUAAAAAAUUGAACAGGAUCAUAUAA